GACACUUCGCAUUCGCGACCACAGUUCGCGAAUUUAAAAAGAAAAUUUAAACAAAUAAAAAUAAACAAUUUGCUUUGCUGAACUAAUUAAAUUGAAUUUGUUUAAUCAUAAAGAAUCAUAAUGGAUAAAACCAGCUUUGAAACUUACGAGUAUCUACCAGCAAAUGAUUCUGAAUCGGAACAAUUUUUCAUAGUUCAUGAUAACAAAACUUUUUAUGUUCAAAAUGUCAAGGACAAUAUAGAAACACAGACACAGCCUUACACAGUUUAUGAUGUGGCUCCGCAACAGUUUUUAGUUGAUGUUGAUAAUCCUUCUGAACUAAUUUCUGUCUCGGAUCAAUAUGUUGCUGAAGCUCAAAAUAACUUGUUCACAAAUAGUUAUUUGCUUCAGCCAGGAGCAGCCACUGCAAGUGAACCGAUGGAACAAGAUACUGCAGAAAUCAUAAAAAAUGUAGUUGAGCCUAGUAAACAAGAAAGUUGCACUGAGAUAACUUUGAGUGACGAACAGUAUCAAAUGCUGGAACGAAAGGGAUGGUUACUUCUUGAAAUAGGUGACAAAAUGUAUGUGCUAAAUACAUUAGGGCUUCACGACAUUACCACAAAUGACAAACUCAUUGAAAAGUUGAAGAAUGAAGGCCAACAGAGCAAUGAAAUCCAAAACAUAGAUAUUGGAUCAUGCAAUCUGGAUAGUAAUGCUAGCACAGAUUUCAAAGAAUUCUCCCACAAUAUAUCAGGUCAAAUUGAAGAACCUAUAAAAGUCAUUAUGGACAAUAAUAACAUGCUUACUGUUGAUGAAUCUGUAGAAAAUGGUUCAGAAAAUUACAUUGAUGCUAAUGAAAUAUUAAAUGAAGAAAAUACAGAAACAGAAUCCACACCAACAACAAACAAAAAUUGCGAUGGAAUUCAAGAAGAGGGUACAGAAAACACUAGAGUAUUUGUUAUAGAAAAUGAAGACAUAAGAAGAGAGGGAAACACUUUAAAAGUUAAAACUAAAUUAUCGCUAAAAGAUUUUCCUGAUAAAAUAUUCCUAGGAAAAACAAAAAAUGGCAAGAGGCUUGUUGCAAAAGUUAUAAAACAGCAAACUACUGAAGUUGUUAAACCUAUUAAUUCUAAUGACAAACCUAAGGACAACACUGAAGCAUGUUCGAUUGCUUUAUCGGCACCUUAUAGUAUUAUAGAUGAUAAUAACAUAGUGGAAUCAGAAUUCCAUAUUCUCUUGCAAUAUUUGUUCCGGAAUAACACAAAUAAGAACAAAUGCACUGCUGCUGAUGUUGUCACUGCUGAUUCAGUUAUAGCACAACUUUUACAAAUACCUGCUUUCAAGCCGUCAGUAAUAGACAACAAUUUAUUAAUAACAAAGGUUGUACAAAACGUGGAUUCUUCUGGAAAAGUACUCAAUAAAGUGCUCUCGGCAGUGGUCACUGGAAAGGUAUCAGAAAUCUCAGGGCAGUGGCGUUUUAUUCAUUUACCACAUAUGAUGCAAAAGAUGGUUAAUGACAUUGAAACAUCAGUGGAAAAAUAUUUAAAGGAUGGAACGACAUACAAAGAUGACUACAGCAUACUGCACGUGCAAAUAUUUGAAAUCAAAGAAGCCGACAAGAGUGAUGUGCGAUUAUCCGUCACUGUAAAUAAAAGAAACAUACCUGUUGAACUGGUUACCACCCGCCACCAACACCAGCCGAACAAAAAGUACGCGUGCAGCGCCUGCGCAGCGCUAUUCAGCUCUGAACUGGAGCUGAAGGAUCAUCAAGCCGACCAUUCUUUGGAAGCUGAAGACAAACUGACCAUAGAUGUAGAUCAAUCUUGUAAAACAAUGAAUGAAUAUUGUGUAAUAGAAUCUGGAAAAAAUAAAUUUUACAAUUGCCUGCAAUGCAAUGUUAGUUUCAACAAACUAUCACUGUGCAAAAAACAUCUAAAGACACAUUUCAAGCCAGUUGAUCAAGAAGACAAUGGAUCAGGACAAGAGAAGACUAAUUCAAAGGCAGUUUAUAGGUGUAACAUGUGCUCAUGCACCUAUUUCCACCCUUCAACAUUAUCAAAGCACAUUCUAUCAAGGCACAUCAAUAAAGUGGCAUUGUUACCUGAUAAAUUAUUUCCUUGAAUCAUCAAUUAUGUCUUAGGUUAUUUAUGCAUUUAAAAUAUUGUAUAAUGUAAAUAAAGUAGCAUUAUGUUAAACAAAACAAUG
Ostrinia furnacalis (Asian corn borer) is the source of this 2184-nucleotide messenger RNA. RefSeq lists its product as uncharacterized. Bases 121 to 2100 code for a protein of 659 amino acids. The transcript is spliced from 16 exons. Lineage: Eukaryota; Metazoa; Arthropoda; Insecta; Lepidoptera; Crambidae. The record is from RefSeq and is a predicted model, not a curated record.